UUGUUUGAGAUCACCGCAGGCGACGAAGUUGAAGAUUUGUAUGAGCUGUUGAAAACUGUGAAGGAACAUCAUCCUCUUGUGCAAGGUGUCUCUGCCGGCGCAAUACUUUCAAGCUACCAAAAGUUACGGGUAGAAGAUGUCUGCCGUCGUUUGAAUUUGACGCCUUUGUGCUAUCUUUGGGAACGUGAUCAAAAGUUUCGUAAUCACAUCGCUGCAGUGCAGCACGAACUGCUGCGAGAAAUGAUCUCGAAUGGUUUCAAUGCAAUAUUGGUGAAAGUAGCUGCUAUCGGACUGAACAAAAAUCAUCUUGGAAAGUCUUUAUCGGAGAUGGAAUCUACUCUGCUGAAGCUCCAUUCGGAAUAUGGCGUUCAUCCAUGCGGUGAAGGUGGCGAGUAUGAAACAUUCGUGCUUGACUGUCCAUUAUUCAAUAGGGCAAUUGUUGUCGAUGCGCACGAGGUCUGUCAGCUACUAGAAUAA
Molecule: messenger RNA, 477 nt
Organism: Strongylus vulgaris
Lineage: Eukaryota; Metazoa; Nematoda; Chromadorea; Rhabditida; Strongylidae
Source: the annotation of a GenBank genome assembly